Molecule: messenger RNA, 2184 nt
Organism: Elephantulus edwardii (Cape elephant shrew)
Lineage: Eukaryota; Metazoa; Chordata; Mammalia; Macroscelidea; Macroscelididae
Gene: ZNF606
Product: zinc finger protein 606
Exons: 3
Coding region: 85-2184 (699 amino acids)
Biological process (GO): regulation of transcription by RNA polymerase II
Molecular function (GO): RNA polymerase II cis-regulatory region sequence-specific DNA binding; DNA-binding transcription factor activity, RNA polymerase II-specific
Source: RefSeq, a predicted model, not a curated record
ACCUUUAAGGACGUGGCUGUGGACUUCUCCCAAGAGGAGUGGGGGCAGCUGGACCUUGUUCAGAGGACCCUGUACCGUGACGUGAUGCUGGAGACCUUCAGGCACUUGCUCUCUGUCGGGAACGAGAUCGCCAAGCCUGCGGUCAUCUCCCUGUUGGAGCAAGGAGAAGAGCCAUGGACUGUGGAGAGAGAAUAUCCUCGAAGCACUUGUCCAGAGUGGAUGAGGAGUACUGAAAGGAAAGCUUUGAUCUCAACACAGAGCGUUUUUGAAGGACAAUCCCAUAGCAUGAAAUUGGAAAGGUACAUAUGGGAUAAUCCUUGGUUAUCGAGGGUAAAAGUCUUGGGAUGUGAAGAUCAAUUAGAAAUGUUUCAUAUGAACCAGAAUCGAGCUAUGAAACAAAUGAUCUUCAUGCAAAAGCAAAUACUGUCCCAAAGAGACUCUGAAUUCUGUGAACUCAGAUCAGACUACAACCAGAGCUUAAACAUUGUUCCAUUUCAGAGAGUUUCUCAGAAAGAACACUUACAUAAGCCUGGUACACAUGCUGAAAGUUGGAGAUAUAAGUCAGCAAUAAUGUAUGCAGACAGAAUUGCCUGUGAAAAUAAUGAUUUUGGUGAGACUUUCAACCACAUUCAACCUGUUUUCCCUACAAGAAUACAGACUGGGGAAAGUCUUUUCAAAUUCACCGAUGCUGUUAAAUCUUUCAAUGAAAUACUACAUUUUGGUGAUCAUAAGAGAAUUCAUACAGGAGAGAAACUCUAUGAAUAUAAGGAAUGCCAUCAAAUCUUUAACCAGAGCCCAUCAUUUAAUGAACUCUCAAGACUUCCUACUGGAGAAAACCAGUAUGAUUAUAAAGAGUAUGAGAAUGUCUUUUACUUCUCAUCCAUUAUGGAACAUCCAAAAAUGGGAUCUGAAGAGAAAGCUUGUAAGUACAAUGAAUGGGAGAAAGUCUUUGGAUAUGACUCCUUCCUCACUCAGCAUACAAGCACUUACACGGCAGAGAAACCCUAUGAAUUUAAUGAAUGUGGGACGUCUUUCAUCUGGAGCUCAUACCUCAUCCAACAUAAGAAAGCUCAUGGUGGAGAAAAACCCUAUGAAUGUGAUAAGUGUGGGAAGGUUUUCAGAAGCCGUUCGGCCCUGACUAAACAUGAACGAAGCCACAGUGGCAUAAAGCCCUAUGAAUGUAAUAAAUGUGGCAAAGCCUUCAGCUGGAACUCUCAUCUUAUUGUCCACAAGAGGAUUCACACAGGAGAGAAGCCGUACGUGUGUAAUGAAUGUGGGAAGUCUUUCAACUGGAACUCGCAUCUCAUUGGCCAUCAGAGGACUCAUACUGGAGAGAAGCCUUUUGAGUGUUCAGAGUGUGGGAAGUCCUUCAGCUGGAGCUCCCACCUCAUUGCCCACAUGAGGAUGCACACUGGUGAGAAGCCCUUCAAGUGUGAUGAGUGUGAAAAGGCGUUCAGAGAUUACUCUGCUCUUAGUAAACAUGAAAGAACUCACUCUGGAGCAAAACCGUAUAAGUGUACUGAGUGUGGAAAGUCCUUCAGCUGGAGCUCCCACCUGAUUGCCCAUCAAAGAACCCACACAGGAGAGAAACCCUACAACUGCCAGGAGUGUGGGAAAGCCUUCAGAGAGCGCUCAGCGCUCACGAAACACGAGAUCAUCCAUUCUGGGAUCAAGCCCUAUGAGUGCAACAAGUGUGGCAAGUGCUGCAGCCAGAUGGCUCACCUCGUCAGGCAUCAGAGGACGCACACGGGGGAGAAGCCCUACGAAUGCAGUAAAUGUGGGAAAUCCUUCAGCCAGAGCUGUCACCUCGUUGCGCACCGGAGAAUUCACACUGGCGAGAAGCCCUAUAAAUGCACUCAGUGUGACAGGUCCUUUAACUGCAGUUCUCACCUGAUCGCACACCGGAGAACGCACACUGGGGAGAAACCGUACCGGUGUAACGAGUGUGGGAAGGCAUUCAACGAGAGUUCUUCCCUCAUUGUACACCUGAGAAACCACACUGGAGAAAAACCCUACAAAUGCAGUCACUGUGAGAAGGCUUUCUGCAAGAAUUCCUCCCUCAUUAUCCACCAGAGAAUGCAUAGUGGAGAGAGGCGCUUUAUAUGCAACCGAUGUGGGCAGGCCUUCAGUGGCCACUCGGCUCUCCUUCAGCAUCUGCGGAACCACAGUGAAGAGAAACUCUGA